GCUCUCCCGCAAUAACAUCAGAAUCUUUCUGAGGAUGCAGUCGUGACAGAAGACAAACGUACAGAACUGAUUUUUGACAACGAUGCGUGACAUACAAAUGAGAAUCUGAUGCUGAAUAUACAUGUCGGGGCUGUGAGAUGGUCAAGAAUCCGGAGUCUGUGAUGUUGAGUUAUGAGCGCCUUUCCGUGUGGCUUCUAGUGCCUGCCUGUAUUCUCUAUAGCCUAGCCUUUGUGUCUCAUGCCUGGUUCGAGUUGCCAGGUGUUUUCUAUGGUCUGUGGUGGGCUGAAUUCUGUGACUACCUUUCUUGUCAAAUAAUACCAGCAUUUUUCACUGAAGAACCAGUAUGGUACCACAUUCUACAGUUAGUGAGCUUAUUUGGAAUGGUUGCUAUGACCGUGUCUUUGGCACUGUUAGUCUCCAAAAGAUGUGAUUUCUUCAUCCCUGAAAAAAUGAGGCGGCAACAAACAGCAUCAGCUAUCGGAUUGUCAUCUGUGUUUGCCAUAUCCCUGGCUCUGAUGAUGUUCUAUGGGAAACUGGACGAGUCAAGUCCACGUGCCAGUCCCCAGAUCCGCUGGUCAGCUGUCAUGGCCGGAACAGCUUGCCUCUUGGAGUUUGGAGCAGCACUACUGUUACUGCAGACAUAAACAGAUCUGAAUAUUUUGCUGAAAUGACUCUAAUCUUCCAUUCUGUUUAAGACUUUGUACAGAAAAAAAAGAGAGAGUUUUGCUCUUAAUGGUAUCGCCUGGAGAAGAAAACUUUAAAAAAAGUUCUACAUAUAGGAACAGUCAUCUUUGGUUGUGUGUGAGGUAGUACUGCAAUGAAGCAUUUUCCUCAUAAUAUGAUACAUAUUGUGAUACUUGUCUCACUAUACAAUGCAUAUCACAAUACAUUUAUUUCGCAAAUAAUGACUGACA
Messenger RNA from Pecten maximus, 914 nucleotides. RefSeq lists its product as uncharacterized. Lineage: Eukaryota; Metazoa; Mollusca; Bivalvia; Pectinida; Pectinidae. The record is from RefSeq and is a predicted model, not a curated record. The transcript is spliced from 4 exons. Bases 138 to 644 code for a protein of 168 amino acids.